GUUAUGUUUAAUCUCCAAACGACUCAGAAGUAAACAAGUAAACAAAUACAUUCGUGAUUGAUAGUGAUUAAAAAUAACUCUGAGAGCACACGCUGAGCGUGUUUUAUCACCUGAUAAGCAGGUACACGGGUUAUGAGUUUGUACCCCGUCCAAGCUUCAAUUUGUGAAAAGCUGUUUGGUAUUUUGAUAAAAAACUGCAGUGCAGGAAGAUAUCUGACAACAAUUUAUGCUGUCAAUUACAGUGAAACCGACUUAAAAUGUUGCAAGCGUCUGGCGCGACCCUACAUCUGCCUCAUGGAGCUGCCAAUGUAUCGUGGCAACAACAAUCUCUUCCUGGGCCUGACCAGCGUGCUGGGCUUGAUUGGAGGCGCCUAUCUGCUGCAAUGUGGCGCCCAACAUUUGCUCAGCAAAAUAGCUGUUAAGAAGAAGAAGGCGAAUGCCAGCGCGGAGCAGCACAGCUGCAAUGUCUGCUGUGCGGACCUGGAUCUAAGCAGUGCCAAAAACUACGUCACAUGUUGCACGUGUGGCAAGCACGUGUGCCGCGGCAUCAAGUGCGCCGAUUGGCUGCCAAAGGCGGCGCAAUGGGUAUGCGAACUGUGCCACAGCUCGAAGCAGUCGCUGGAGCAGACCUCCUCCUGGGUGGCCGAACAAAUGUCCUUCAAUCAGCAAAAGUUCGUUUAUCCUUUGCGCGCACGCAGCGAAAUUUAUAUUCCCAUCAGUGCCGAAAUGGCCGACAGCUCGAUGCACUUCGAGAGCGUCAGCCAAGUCGGCGCCAACAGCGUGACCCUAAUGAAUAUGGACGAGCGCAGCCGCAUCCGCGAAUACGUCGAGGAAAUUGUGGCGGAAAUGCUCGGCGGCAAUCUCGAUCACAUCAAAGUCGGUCAAUUGUCCAAAAGCGAGAACUACCUGCAGCUGUUUGAUAAAUAUCAUGCGAAACUGAGCAACCUGUUUAUCAACGUGGAGAACGCUUUGUGCGCUCGUCCGUUCAAGGGAGAUUUGCCAGCCAUUGUCAAUGGCAACAACAAUAACAACAACAGCAACAACAACAACAACAACAUCAACAAUGAUCAACUGGCGGACAUAUCGCAGACGCGUCUGCGCAGUCUCAUUGAGACAAUCAUCGCCGAAACGCUGCGCAGCGGCAGCAACAGCCUCCUCCUGAAUCCCAGCGGCGCCGUCUCCGAGAUUAGCCUGGACACGCGCUCCAAUGGGCAGCUGUCGGGCUUCAGCAAUGGCGGCAGCAGCAGCAAGCGACGCCAUCGCACCGAGCACUAUUUUGAGCCCAAAAUCUAUCAGGAUCUGUUGGCCACAGCGGUGCUCAAUAAGAUUGCGGACAAGGAGGGCAAUAACAGGCUCAUUUCGGAGAGUACGCCGGACCUGAGUGCUCACAACAUUGAUGAGAAUUACAAUGCCGAAGCGUUGAGCACUACAUCUGGAAGUUCAAUAGAGCCGCGCAGCGAUUGCAGCCUAACGGAUCAUGAACUGACUGGCAAAGAAGAAGCACAGCUGGACGUGGAACGUGAGUCGGUCCUGAGUGACUAUAUAGCCGCUCACAUGGUGCCGCUGCCGGAUUUCUCAGCAUCCGUUACCGAAUCGGAGGAUGAUGUUGUCUCAAUGUCGUCGAGCAUGGUCGGUGACGGCACCUGGGAGGACAAUUGGCUAUUCAAGAAGAAGCGCAGCACCUUGCAGAGCUCGGCCACACCGAGCAGCAUUGGCAUGCUGGUGCCCGCGCCCAAGGAGAAUGUACGCGCUCAGAUUGGCGAUCGGACCGCCGAUGAGGUCAGCGAUCUGUCCGAAAUGGGCUCCGACGCAGAGGAAUCUUCCCUGGAUUUGCUGCGUUGCAAUGAGCUAAAUGAUCGCCUCUUAAGCAAACACCUAAUUGGUGGACAGAACACAAAACUAGUGCUAGACGAACUGGUGGAUCGCACAAGUUUGACCUCAAAUACUUUGCCAGCGGAGCACGAGCCGGCUUUUACCGAGACCACAAAUCCGCUCGUCCAACAGCCCACGGCGGCCACAGCGUCACAGCCAGAAGAACAGAAAACGUCUACUUUAAUGGCGCCGCCGCCACCCAUGAUUUUCCAAGAUGAUGAAAAUACUGAGGAACCCGCUCAGACACUGAUUGCAGCAGCCCAAUGUGAUUCAGAUGAUCUCUGCGAUCUCGAGGGCUUGACAGGCUUCGGGGACGUUGAAUACCUAGAUGACAGCAAGCUACAUGAAAACAUACCUUCGGUUAUUGAAAUACUAGCAGCCAUUGCUCUGGGACCCAUGCUCGCCAUCCCAGCAUCUGAACAACCUCCUAUUAUGACUGCCACAGAAAUUCAUACACUCAAGGAACUAAGUGAUUUGGCUCUGGCUGAAAUCAACGCUCGCACAAUGGAGCUAGCUCAACACUCUCUGGACAUUAUUGAGGAAGAGUUCACGGAAGCACAAUCCACAGACCAAGACGACAAACCUCAAACUGCUGAAGAACACAAGCACAGGUCACCUAUUAAUGCGAGUGAGAUUCCAUCCUCCAUUACCGAAGAAAUAUCUCAACCAAAGGAGGGGAAUGUUGAAGUUUUAGGACAAACGGAACUCGCUCCUAAUAAACAACCUAUAUCUGGAGAAACACCAACUGCAGCACCAUUAUUUGAUGAGAUUGUUAGGGCUGGGAUUAAUUCAGAAACAAAACUUGUUCCUCAGGAAGAUUUGGCACAAUUAGUUACUCAAGCAGAAAUAAUUGUAGAGCCACAGACUGCUGCACCAGCUCCAACUCUAUCGCCAGCCGUUGAGAAAGUUACUUUAACUGCUGCAUCCACACAAGCAACAACGCAACAACAUGAAGAACUUAGUCCUCUAGCAAAAGCAACUGCAGCUCCCGAAGAAGCUUCAAUACCGACAGCUGAGAUAGUUGCUCUAAAUGCUACCGAAGAAGUUCCUACGUUAACAGGAGAAGCUGCUGCUCCUGUAGAAAUUCCAGGGCCAGUAAUUGACCUAUUUACUCCUGAAGAAAAACCUGCUACGUCUGAAGCGCCAGCAGAUGUGACAGCUUCUUCCACAGAAGUAUCUUCUAUUCCCGGGGAAGUUCCUACACCAGCAGUUAAGAAAGUUGCUCCCUCUGAAGUAACCGCUGCUUCCGAGGAAGCAGCUGGGAUAGUUACUCCAUCAGAAGUAAAUGCUGCUCCCGAGGAAGUUUCUGUGCCAGCUGUCUAUUCCAAUCAAUCUCAAGCGACAGAAGCAAAAAUAGUUACUCCAUCAGCAGGAACUGCAGCUUCUGAGGAAGUUCCAGUGCCAGAAGAUGAGAUUGUUACUCAAGCUGAAGUAACCGUUGCUCCUGAGGUCGAUCUUGCACCAGCAGAAGAACCUGCUGCUCUACCGACAGAAGCUGAGAUAGUUACUCCAGCAGAAGUAACUGCUGCUUCCGAGGAAGUUCCAGUGCCAGCAGAAGUACCUGCUUCCGAGGAAUCUCCAGCGCCAGCAUCUGGGCUAGUUACUCUAACAGAUGUAACUGUUGCUCCUGCGGUAGAUCCUGCACCAGCAGAAGAACCUGCUGGUCUACCGACAGCAGCUAAGAUAGUUACUCCAGCAGAAGUAAAUGCUGCUUCCGAGGAAUCUCCAGCGCCAGCAGCUGAGAUAGUUACUCCAGCAGAAGUAACUGCUGCUCCCGAGGAAGUUCCUUUACCAGCAGAAGUACCUGCUUCCGAGGAAUCUCCAGCGCCAGUAGCGGAGAUAGUUACUCCAGCAGAAGUAACUGCUACUCCCGAGGAAGUUCCUGUGCCAGCAGAACUACCUGUUUCCGAGGAAUCUCCAGCGCCAGCAGCUGAGAUAGUUACUCCAGCAGAAGUAACUGCUGCUCCCGAGGAAGUUCCUGUGCCAGCAAAAGUACCUGCUUCCGAGGAAUCUCCAGCGCCAACAGAUGAGAUAGUUACUCCAGCAGAAGUAACUGCUACUCCCGAGGAAGUUCCUGUGCUAGCUGAACUACCUGUUUCCGAGGAAUCUCCAGCGCCAGAAGCAGAGAUAGUUACUCCAGCAGAAAUAACUGCUGUUCUUGGGGAAUCUCCAGCGCCAGAAGCAAAAAUAGUUACUCCAGCAGAAGUAACUGCUGCUCCCGAGGAAUCUCCAUCGCCAGCAGCUGAUAUAGUUACUUCAGCAGAAGUAACUGCUACUCCCGAGGAAGUUCCUGUGCCAGCAGAACUACCUGUUUCCGAGGAAUCUCCAGCGCCAACAGAUGAGAUAGUUACUCCAGCAGAAGUAACUGCUGCUCCCGGGGAAGUUCCUGUGCCAGCAGAACUACUUGUUUCCGAGGAAUCUCCAGCGCCAGAAGCAGAGAUAGUUACUCCAGCAGAAAUAACUGCUGUUCUUGGGGAAUCUCCAGCGCCAGAAGCAGAGAUAGUUACUCCAGCAGAAGUAACUGCUGCUCCCGAGGAAUCUCCAUCGCCAGCAGCUGAUAUAGUUACUUCAGCAGAAGUAACUGCUACUCCCGAGGAAGUUCCUAUGCCAGCAGAACUACCUGUUUCCGAGGAAUCUCCAGCGCCAACAGAUGAGAUAGUUACUCCAGCAGAAGUAACUGCUACUCCCGAGGAAGUUCCUGUGCCAGCACAACUACCUGUUUCCGAGGAAUCUCCAGCGCCAGAAGCAGAGAUAGUUACUCCAGCAGAAGUAACUGCUGUUUCCGAGGAAUCUUCACCGCCAGCAGAUGAGAUAGUUACUCCAGCAGAAGUAACUGCUGCUCCCGAGGAAGUUCCUGUGCCAGCAGAAGUACCUGUUUCCGAGGAAUCUCCAGCGCCAGAAGCAGAGAUAGUUACUCCAGCAGAAGUAACUGCUGUUCCCAAGGAAGUUCCUCUGUCAGCAGGAGUACCUGCUGCUUCCGAGGAAUCUUCAGCGCCAGCAGAUGAGAUAGUUACUCUAACAGAAGUAACUGCUGCUUCCGAGGAAAAUCCAGCGCCAGCAGAUGAGAUAGUUACUCCAGCAGAAGGAACUACUUCCGAGGAAUCUAAGGCGCCAACAGAUGAGAUAGUUACUUCAGCAGAAGUAACUGCUACUCCCGAGGAAGAUCCUGUGCCAGCGGAACAACCUGUUUCCGAGGAAUCUCCAGCGCCAGAAGCAGAGAUAGUUACUCCAGCAAAAGUAACUGCUGCUUCCGAGGAAUCUUCAGCGCCAUCAGAUGAGAUAGUUACUCUAGCAGAAGUAACUGCUGCUUCCGAGGAAAAUCCAGCGCCAGCAGAUGAGAUAGUUACUCCAGCAGAAGGAACUACUUCCGAGGAAUCUAAGGCGCCAACAGAUGAGAUAAUUACUCCAGCAGAAGUAACUGCUACUCCCGAGGAAGAUCCUGUGCCAGCAGAAGUACCUGUUUCCGAGGAAUUUCCAGCGCCAGAAGCAGAGAUAGGUACUCCAGCAAAAUUAACUGCUGCUCCCGAGGAAGUUCCUGUGCCAGCAAAAGUACCUGCUACCGAGGAAUCUCCAGCGCCAGCAGCUGAGAUAGUUACUCCAGCAGAAGUAACUGCUACUCCCGAGGAAGUUCCUGUGCCAGCGGAACAACCUGUUUCCGAGGAAUCUCCAGCGCCAGAAGCAGAGAUAGUUACUCCAGCAGAAGUAACUGCUGCUUCCGAGGAAUCUUCAGCGCCAGCAGAUGAGAUAGUUACUCUAGCAGAAGUAACUGCUGCUUCCGAGGAAAAUCCAGCGCCAGCAGAUGAGAUAGUUACUCCAGCAGAAGGAACUACUUCCGAGGAAUCUAAGGCGCCAACAGAUGAGAUAGUUGCUCCAGCAGAAGUAACUGCUACUCACGAGGAAAAUCCUGUGCCAGCAGAACUACCUGCUUCCGAGGAAUCUCCAGCGCCAGAAGCAGAGAUAGUUACUCCAGCAGAAGUAACUGCUGCUUCCGAGGAAUCUCCAGCGCCAGCAGAUGAGAAAGUUACUCCAGCAGAAGUAGCUGAUGCUUCCGAGGAAACUCCAGCGCCAGGAUUUGAAAUAGUCACUUCAGCAGAAGUAACUGCUGUUUCCGAGGAAUCUCAAGCGCCAGCAACUGAGAUAGUUAAUUUAGCAGAAGUAACAUCUGCGCCAGCAGAUGAGAUAGUUACUCCAGCAGAAGUUACUGCUGCUUCCGAGGAAUCUCCAGCGCCAGCAGAUGAGAAAGUUACUCCAGCAGAAGGAACUACUUCCGAGGAAUCUAAGGCGCCAGCAGAUGAGAUAGUUGCUCCAGCAGAAGUAACUGCUACUCCCGAGGAAGAUCCUGUGCCAGCAGAACUACCUGCUUCCGAGGAAUCUCCAGCGCCAGAAGCAGAGAUAGUUACUCCAGCAGAAGUAACUGCUGCUUCCGAGGAAUCUCCAGCGCCAGGAUUUGAAAUAGUCACUUCAGCAGAAGUAACUGCUGUUUCCGAGGAAUCUCAAGCGCCAGCAACUGAGAUAGUUAAUUUAGCAGAAGUAACAUCUGCGCCAGCAGAUGAGAUAGUUACUCCAGCAGAAGUUACUGCUGCUUCCGAGGAAUCUCCAGCGCCAGCAGAUGAGAUAGUUACUCCAGCAGAACUACCUGUUUCCGAGGAAUCUCCAGCGCCAGAAGCAGAGAUAGUUACUCCAGCAGAAGUAACUGCUGUUUCCGAGGAAUCUCAAGCGCCAGCAACUGAGAUAGUUUAUUUAGCAGAAGUAACAUCUGCGCCAGCAGAUGAGAUAGUUACUUCCGAGGAAGUUCCAACGCUUACCGGAACAACUGUUACUCCCGAGGAAAUAUCAGCAGUUGAUACUAUUACUCCAGCAGAAGAACCUGCCUCCAAGAAAUCUCAAGCGCCAGAAACUGAGAUAGUUACUCCAGCAGAAGUAGUAGAGGAAGUUAAUGCUGUUGGAGCAUUAACUGCUGCUUCCGGGGAAGUUCCAAAUUCAGCAGUUGUGGUUGCUUGUUUGGAAGUUACAUCACUUUCACAGGCUGUUCACGAGGACGGUGGAGCUCUAAUAAUUAAGGAGGUGGCUAGGGCUGAAAUUUCACCGGAGCCACAAGUUGAACCCGAGGAGGCUGCUUUCGAGGAAGCUUCAGCAACAGCAAUUGAGUUCGCUAGUACUGAGAUUGCACCAGACCCUCAAGUUGUUUUGGAGGAAGAUUCAGAGCCAGUAAUUAAGAUGGAAGCUUCACUAUCAACGACUGAAGAGGUUACUUCUACUGAGCCACAAGUUGCUCCCAAUCAAGCUCCAGCAACAGCAACUGAGGAGGUUGCAAGUAAUGAGAUAACACAAGAGCCACAAGUUGAUCUCGAGGAGGCUCCAGCACCAGCAAUUGAGGAGGUUGCUAGUUCUGAGCCAAAAACAGCUCCUGAGGAAGAUCCAGCACCAACAAUUGAGGAGGGUGGAAGUGCUGAGAUAACACAAGAGCCACAAGUUGAUCUCGAGGAGGCUACAGCCCCAGAAAUUGGGGAGCGAGCUAGAACUGAGCCACAACCUGCUCCCGAGAAAGAUCCAGCACAAGCAAUUGCGGAGGUGGCUUGUAUUGAAAUUACACCAGAACUAAAAGUUGAUCCCGAAGAGGCUCCAGCACCAGCAAUUGAGGAGGCUGCUAGUACUGAGCCGAACACAACAACCGAGGAAUUUGCAGCUCCCCCAAUUGAGAAUGUUGCUUCUAAUGAGAUUACACCAGAGUCACAAAUAAAUUCCGAGAAGGUUCCAGCACCAGCAAUUAUUGAGGUUGCAAUUAUUGAGAUAACACAAAAGCAACAAGUUGAUCCCAAGGAGGCUGCAGCACCAGCAAUUGCAGAGGUUGUUAGUACUGAGCCAAAAACAGCUCCCAAAGAAAAUCCAGCACCAACAAUUAAGGAGAUUGGAAGUGUUGAGAUAACACAAAAGCCACAAGUUGAUACCGAGGAGGCUCUAGUACCAGAAAUUGUCGAGGUUGCUAAAACUGAGCCACAAUCUGCUCCCGAGGAAGAUCCAGCACAAACAAUUAAGGAGGUUGCUUGUAUUGAGAUUACACCAGAACUACAAGUUGAUCCUGAGGAGACUUCAGCUCCAACAAUUGAGAAUGUUCCUUCUACUGAGAUUACACCAGAGCCACAAAUAAAUUCCGAGGAGGCUCCAGCACCAGCAAUUGAGGAGCUUACUAGUACUGAUCCUCAGAUUACCCUUGAAGAAGCUUCAGCACCAACAAUUGAGGAGGUUGUUAGUUCUGAGCCACAAGCUGGUCCCGAGGAAGAUUCAGCUGUUGAACAUAUUCCAACUGUUGAGAUUGCACCAGAGCGACUGGCUACUCCCCAGAAAGUUCCAGCGCCAGAAGUCAAUGAGGUUGCUUCUACUGAACCCCAAAUUACUCCUGAGGAAGCUCCAACACUAGCAAUUGAGGAGGUUGCUAGUACUGAGAUGAUUCUCGAUGAGGCUUCAGCGCCAGUAGCUGAAGAGGUUGCUAGUGCGGAGCCUCAGCCUGCCCUCGAAGAAGAUUCAACCCCAUCAGUUGAGGAGGUUCUUGGUGCUGAGAUUGCACCAGAUCUACAGGCUACUCCCCAGGAGGCUCCAGCGGCUGAAGGUUACGCAGUUGAUUCUGCUGAGCCCCAGGUUACUUCCGAUCAAGCUCCAGCAAUAGCAGUUGAGGAGAUUGCUAGAGCUGAAGUUACACCAGAAUCCCAAAUCGAUCACCAGGAGGCUGCACCGCCAGUAAAUGAGGAGGUUUCUAGUGGUGAGCCCCAGGCUGCUCUCGAGGAUGCUUCAAUAUCAGCAAUUGAGGAGGUUGCCAGUACUAAAACUAUUCAAGAGCCACAAAAUGUUCCUGGGGAAGCUCAAGAUCCAGCAAUCGAGGAAGUUUUAUUAGCAGCAAAUAAAUCUGAGUCACCAGAUGCUCCCGAGGAGGAUUUACCAGGAAUUGAGAAGGUUGCCAGUACUGAAAUUAUACCAGAGCAGGAUGAGGAGGCUUCAGCAUUUCAGGCUGUUCCUCCAGCAGGAGUUGAAACUAAUCCGCAGGCUGCCCCUACGGAAGGCGAGGAGGUUUCCGCUGUUCAAACAACACUUGAGCCACAAGUCGCUAGCGAAGAGGCAGCUGCAAUAAUUGCAACAGAAAAAUUAAUAUUACAGGCCGGUGAUGCAACUCAAUCUGAUCUUUUGACAAGUGAAUCUGUUAAGAGCGAUAAUUGCGCUCUAGGCUCCAUCGCGGAACGUGAGGUCAAGAAGUGGUACAAUGCCGUCGAAAUGCCCAACAAUCCGUAUGCGCCGGAGGCGCUGAAGCAACGCAUCAGCGGCACACAGGAACGCUUCAUGGAUGUGCCCAAUAUAAGUCCGUGUGCCGAGCAAAAGGCGCUGGCUCUGAUGAGGGGCUCGGAUGAGGAGCCUGCCAGCCGCGUCGAGGAUUACAAGCGCUACAGUCGCGACUAUUACAUCAACAAUGCGCCUCAGGCACUGACCACGCCCACUAGCGGACGGGCGACUUCAGUGGCGUGCAUCAGCAGCAGCACGGGGGAGCCGGGGUCCGGCCAGACGGAUGAGGACAUUGUCAUCAAUGAGGCUCAAAUAGCAAGCAAAACUGCAGUCGAGCAACCGCAGGAGCAGCUCGUCGAGAUUUCGGACGACAAGUGUAUUUACACGGCUUUGCCAGCUCAGGUGCUGGAUGCUGGCAACGCCAGCCUGGAGACCCAAUCGAAUCAAUCCCUGCAAACGACCAGCGAUGACUCGGACACAGUGCGUGUUUAUGAUUUCAAUAAGCAGGAGACGACGACAGUCAUCAAGGCGCAGGAGCAGCCGCCCAGCACGUCUAGCACGUCAUCUAUGGAGUCUGCACUGAGUGCACCCUCCUCCUCCUCCUCCAUAGAUGCGUCGCGCAAACGUGAACGGCCUGUUGUGCUGCAAUUUGGGCCCGCCGAUGCGACGCCCAACGUCUGCGCCUCACCGUCAAUGACACCAACGCGUGGCUCUACGCCGCCAGCUUUCAGAUUUCUGCAGCCCAAGCGUCGUCUGAUUGAACCAAGUCAAGUAUUGUCCAUAGACGACGAUGAUGAGAUGCCUGAGCCAGCAGCCACGCCCACAGAGAAGCCAGCUGUUGAGGACGAUGUGGUGCAUGCCCUGCCCUCGGUUAAGGCGCUGGCUCAAGCCUUUCUGCUGACCAGCAAACGCACGCAGCCCGAGCGUCGCUGGCGGGCCAAGACUCUGCAACAUGCCAAGUUGAUGGCAUCACCCGAUGCACCAGAGAAGCCAACCUCGCCACAAUCCCGUAAGCAUAUGCUACAGCACGCCAUAUCCAUAGCCGAGGUGGCCGAUGAAUCCACAAUUGCCUCCGAUCUAUCAUCGCUGGAAACAGAUCCCUCUAUGCAAUCCGAAGAACAUCCUAUGAACAUACCCAUCGCCUCACCGGCGAGUCCUGUGCCCGUGCGCAGAGGCUUCCUUAGGAGCAAUAUUGCUUACUUUGAGAACUUAAAGUUUAAGUGAAUACAAAUGCAACUAACUUACAUUUAGCUGUGCCACCAUUGGCUGAUAUUCCACAGUGAGGAAUAUGCACAAUAAUGGUGCGCAGCAUCCUGGAUACCAAAUCAACACCAAAUAAUCAUGUGCCAUGGCCUCCAUUUAAACAACAUUGACAUAGUACACAUUCAAUGAAAAGUAUUCUUCAAAGUACUUAACCUAAAAGUAACGCCCAGUGUGCGCGAAUAAUUGUUUUUAGUUUUAGAUUUAUUAGAAUUAAAUACUUAUAUCCAUGGAUACUAUUUAUUUAAACUCUUAAAUAUUUUAUUUACAGCUAAGAUAUGUAUUUAGUUUUAAGCCCCGCAAAACCGCAAACCACUUGAACUAUCAUAAUGACCCGUACAUCGAUAUAUGCAUAUAUAUGUAUAUCGAUAAAUAUAUUCUUUCACUGUUAUAAAUAGUGUUAUAUACGAAUAAAAACUUAUGAUCAGUUAUACU
Messenger RNA from Drosophila montana, 10836 nucleotides. It is a transcript of the gene M7BP, whose product is annotated as Myosin-7a binding protein. The record is from RefSeq and is a predicted model, not a curated record. The transcript is spliced from 17 exons. The coding region runs from base 133 to 10365 and encodes 3410 amino acids. NCBI's taxonomy places the organism in Eukaryota, Metazoa, Arthropoda, Insecta, Diptera, Drosophilidae.